ACUGGAAAGAAGAGGGUGAGGGGGAUUAGAGGUGAAGAUAUAAAAGCACAGCACAAACAACAAGCUUCACAAACAGAAGACUAGAAGCAGAGAUCGGCGGUGGCCUCUUGGGAUAUCUGUGACAACAGAGACCCUCAGCAGAAAUGAACGCCAACCCCCCUGCAGGAAGCGCCCUCGCCCCUGCUGCAACAACGGGCCCCACCACACCCAAGAAGGGACCACCCAAAUUCAAGCAGAGGCAGACCCGUACAUUCAAGAGCAAAGCCCCAAAGCCAGGCCAGAAGGGCUUUGGUGACGAUAUCCCCGGCAUGGAGGGUCUUGGCACAGACAUCACAGUGGUGUGCCCAUGGGAAGCCUUCGGCGACAUGGAGCUCAGCGACUUGGCCAAAUACGGCAUCAUCUAGCCUGCUGCCUUCCUCGCCUGCCUGCACCUCUCCUCUGUGUAAUCCUCUCCGCCCGGCCUUCUCUUCGUCCCGGCUCGGCGCGCCAUGAUAAGGCUGCCAGCAAAUCCCCCUAACGCCCUCUCGUCUAUCUACCUCAUGCUUCACUCCACUAAGUGGACGGAAAGCAUAAUAAUGUUAUUUUUAUAUUAUUAUACGAUACUGUUUAUACUAUACAUGCUUGAGAUGAGAAGACGAGAAAAAGAACUCCACGUACCUUAUUCCCUUACCUUUCAUCCAUCUAUGAUAGUCUUCUGCUGACUCCCACUCUCCCCCUCUCCCCCCUCCGGCACUCCUAACCCACGGCAAGCAAAACGCUAGUUAUGUAGUCAUAACUAGUGCUGGUAUUUGCUUCUAGCUGUCUAUUAAAAUGUAAAUAUUUUGUUCUCAGCGUUAAAACCUUUUGACCUUGUCUUCCAUCCUACCUUUUGUACUUCCUCCCGCUUUUAUUUUGCAUUUGUAUUUUCUACUCCUUGUGCGCAAGGUUACUGUGAACACCAAGGGAUGCAAGGAGAGCGUGCAAUAUAUAUAUAUAUAUAUAUGCUGUAAUGGUGAAAACUACAAUGCACUUUCACGUGAUCACGGAGGAUGAACUCCCUUUUAUCCCAUCUCUCUCUCUCCUUGCUGCUAUCUGAACCCAGAUCCCUCCUGAGAGAAAACAAAGGCAUAUAUAUAUUUAUGUAUGUUUUGUGUUGCAAGCACUCUACCACAGAUCACGUACUGUGAACUGGUACGUCCUGAUAGCUGCAGUAAAAUGUGUAUAUUUUAAGUACUCAUGUUGUCCAUCUCUUUUUUGUUUCUUUCUGGGAUACCCAAUAAAAGAUGAAAAAAAAAA
Perca fluviatilis (European perch) is the source of this 1275-nucleotide messenger RNA. It is a transcript of the gene pde6hb, whose product is annotated as phosphodiesterase 6H, cGMP-specific, cone, gamma, paralog b. Gene Ontology annotation, biological process: positive regulation of epidermal growth factor receptor signaling pathway; visual perception; positive regulation of G protein-coupled receptor signaling pathway. Gene Ontology annotation, cellular component: photoreceptor outer segment membrane. Bases 144 to 404 code for a protein of 86 amino acids. Lineage: Eukaryota; Metazoa; Chordata; Actinopteri; Perciformes; Percidae. The record is from RefSeq and is a predicted model, not a curated record. Gene Ontology annotation, molecular function: 3',5'-cyclic-nucleotide phosphodiesterase activity; cGMP binding. The transcript is spliced from 3 exons.